Messenger RNA from Mesorhabditis spiculigera, 330 nucleotides. The record is from the annotation of a GenBank genome assembly. NCBI's taxonomy places the organism in Eukaryota, Metazoa, Nematoda, Chromadorea, Rhabditida, Rhabditidae.
AUGAAAAGCUUUGCCCUUCUUUCGUUCGUCUUCCUAUUUGUUGCCCUCGAUGCUGCAGUGCUAAAACAAUCUCUAACCUGCAAGGCUUGCAUAAAAAUGGUGGACCGAGUACGAAGGCUGCUUGAUGAUGGCGGCGAUUUUCAUCAGACAUGUCUCGCCUCCUGUAUGAAAAGCCUUGACAAAGUUGCGCCAAUCUGCAACUACUUGAGCGAGUACGAGGACUCGUUGCUCGAAGAAUUGGAGGAGGGCGAGAGCUCCAGAAAUAUUUGUGGACCUGCCCUGUUCAACCUCUGCUUCCUCGACGACCGGAAACACAACCGGGAAAAUUAU